ACACAGUUUCAUAGUCUUAGUGCUUUGUGUGCAUUGUUCUCUGACUUUUCACUCUCUUUCUCUCUCUGGUUUAGUCAAGAAGCAAGAAGAGUUGUCACUGUGUGUUAUGCAUUGCUCUGCUGGCCAAACCAUUCUUUAAUCCUUUGCGACCUUUUUGUUUCCUCUUUGCUUUUUAUUUAUAAUUAUCUUCAACUUUGACAUAAAUAAUUAAAGUAAAAGGGCUCACUUUCCUGAAUCUUGAGCUUUUCUUACUUUAAUUUUGAACUCCCUAAUGAACCAUGCGUCUUCACUUCUUCUUCUAGCUCCUAUAGUAGCCUCAACCUCAACGCCUUCCAUUUUCAUGCAAAUUCUCUGUGGUGUUGAGCUUUCAUGCCCCAAUUGAGAGCUACGCUGAUUGAAAUUCUCUAUUAUUUGUUACUUACUUCAGAAUCUGAAGCACAGUACAAGUCUGCAACUAGCUCAGCUUCUUCAGUGUGAAUGCGUCAUCUCGCCCUGUGGUUUAAGCUCUGAGCUGUUCCAUGAAUCCUUGUGCUUCUUCCUCUUUGCUUUCCUUCAGGAAAAUAUGAAGGAUGGCAGAUAUUGCUUCAAAUUCAUGUAUCAAUAUCUUAUACCUUAUCACCAAAAAACUUGCCAUGAAGUUCUACUUCCCUCGAGUGCAUCCUUUCCUUUUCAUGGUUCUUAUUCUCUGUCCUAUGAUUUUUGCUGACUUAAAUUCUGAUAAGCAAGCCCUUCUUGAUUUUGCUGCUUCUGUCCCCCAUCGCCGUGACCUAAAGUGGAAUUCAGCUACUUCAAUUUGUACAUCUUGGGUAGGUGUCACUUGCAAUCUAAAUGGCACCCGUGUUGUUUCUCUCCGGCUUCCUGGAAUUGGACUUGUCGGCACCAUUCCGGCCAAUACACUUGGCAAGAUUGACUCACUCAGAAAUCUCAGCCUCCGUGCCAACCUACUCAGUGGAAGUCUUCCUCCUGAUAUUUCUUCUCUUCCUUCUCUACAAUAUCUUUACCUUCAGCAUAAUAACCUUUCUGGUAACAUACCUACCUCACUGUCCACCCACCUCAAUGUACUUGAUUUGUCAUAUAAUUCCUUCACCGGUGCUAUUCCAAAGACAUUGCAAAACUUAACACAACUAACUAGGUUGAACCUCCAGAACAACUCCCUAUCUGGUGAGAUACCAAAUCUCAAUGUCACAAAGCUCAGGCACUUGAAUUUAAGCUACAACCAUUUGAAUGGCUCUAUCCCUGCUGCUCUUCAGACUUUCCCCAAUUCUUCCUUUGAGGGUAACUCUCUAUGUGGAUUACCUCUAAGGCCAUGCUCUGUAGCCCCCCCUGCAUCUCCUCCAUCAUUAACUCCUGCCCCACCAACUCCUUCAAGACACAAAAGUAAAUUGAGUAAGGCAGCUAUCAUUGCAAUUGCAGUUGGUGGGGGUGUGCUAUUACUUUUAGUAGCUCUCAUCAUUGUUCUUUGCUGUUUAAAGAAAAAAGAUGAUGGAAGCCCCAGACCUACUAAAGGCAAGGGUCCUAGUGGUGGGAGAACUGACAAACCAAAAGAAGAGUUUGGAAGUGGGGUGCAAGAACCUGAGAAGAACAAGUUGGUUUUCUUUGAAGGCAGUUCUUAUAAUUUUGAUCUAGAGGAUUUGCUGAGAGCUUCGGCUGAAGUUCUUGGAAAGGGUAGUUAUGGUACUGCAUAUAAGGCUAUAUUAGAAGAGUCAACAACAGUUGUAGUGAAAAGGUUGAAGGAAGUCGUGGUUGGCAAAAGGGAAUUUGAACAGCAGAUGGAGAUUGUGAGAAGAGUUGGACAGCACCCAAAUGUUGUGCCACUUCGAGCUUACUAUUAUUCCAAGGAUGAGAAGCUUUUGGUUUAUGACUACAUCCCAAAUGGCAAUCUAUCAACCCUCUUGCAUGGUAACAGAGCAAGUGGAAGAACUCCAUUAGAUUGGAACUCCCGAAUAAAAAUAUCUGUUGGAAUUGCCAGAGGAAUUGCUCACGUACAUUCAGUUGGCGGUCCAAAAUUCACUCACGGAAAUGUGAAAUCUUCAAAUGUCCUCCUCAACCAAGAUAACGAUGGCUGCAUCUCUGACUUUGGCCUGACCCCAUUAAUGAAUGUUCCUGCAACUCCUUCUAGAGCUGCAGGCUAUCGCGCCCCUGAGGUGAUUGAAACGCGUAAGCACUCUCACAAGUCAGAUGUCUACAGUUUUGGUGUUCUCCUUCUGGAAAUGCUGACCGGAAAAGCCCCGCAACAGUCUCCAGGACGUGACGAUGUGGUCGAUCUCCCAAGGUGGGUGCAAUCUGUUGUUAGGGAGGAGUGGACAGCUGAGGUUUUUGAUGUUGAGCUAAUGAGGUACCAAAACAUUGAAGAAGAAAUGGUGCAAAUGUUGCAAAUUGCCAUGGCCUGUGUGGCAAAGGUUCCAGAUAUGAGGCCCACCAUGGAGGAAGUAGUGAGAAUGAUUGAAGAAAUCCGGCAAUCCGACUCCGAAAACCGGCCAUCUUCGGAAGAGAAUAGAUCCAAGGAGGAAUCAACUGCUCAGACUCCAUAAUUAGCUCUGCCUUUCUUUCUUGUGUUCCAAGCAAAUUGUUUUCUUGAAAUUGUUUCUUUCAGGAAGCAACAUUCAGAGGUAUAUAUAAGAGUGCAUGAAACGGUUCUCACAAAUGGAAUUACUUCAGUUGUUCUGUUUUCUAGGAAGGUUUACUUUAUUGGAUUCUUGUGUAUUAACGUUGUGAUUCAAUUGAUGAUCUUCAUUCAAGAACAAUCUCUCCCAUUUGUUCUACUGAUUGUUAGCAAUGUGUAUUUCUGUAUCACCAAAUCAUGGCAUGGUUAGUCAAUGAUAUGAUAAAUAAUUGAUAC
This is a messenger RNA of Vigna umbellata (rice bean), 2839 nucleotides long. Its product is annotated as putative inactive receptor kinase At5g58300. Gene Ontology annotation, molecular function: ATP binding; protein binding; protein kinase activity. The record is from RefSeq and is a predicted model, not a curated record. Gene Ontology annotation, biological process: protein phosphorylation. NCBI's taxonomy places the organism in Eukaryota, Viridiplantae, Streptophyta, Magnoliopsida, Fabales, Fabaceae.